AUGUGCGUAACGUUCGUUUAUUUGAAUGAUAAAGCAAUUGAUGAUCCGAAAAGUUAUCAGUUGAUUGUGUUAAAUAAUCGUGAUGAGCUAUUUGAUCGGCCCACACUACCACCUGCUUGGAAGGAUGGUAUUUUAUGUGGUCGAGAUCAAGCAGAUCCAUAUGGUGGCACUUGGUUAGGCAUGACUAGGAAUGGUCGUUUGGGAAAUAUUCUUGCAGUACUUGAAAAUCCAACAGAUGAAGUACCUUGUGCGAUAACACGUGGAAAAAUCGUAUACGAAUAUUUGAAAUCCGAAAUGGCACCAGAGAAUUAUGUGGCUGAGCAACUGUCGAAAGAAGCACAGCAGUACAACGGUUUCAAUGUAAUUCUAUUUCAUCGGCUUUUUAAUGAAGAAAUUGAACGAAAAACAUAUUUUGGAGUUCAAUUUUCUAACCGACAUGACAGCCCGACUGCAACAUUUAGCUCCGGCAUUUAUGGAUUUGGAAAUAAUGUAUUGGGAAAGCCGUUUAAAAAAAUAACUUACGGUUUACGGUUGUUCAAAGAGAAGCUGAAAAUUCUAGAUGAUGAGAAUAUUAACGAACAGGAACUUGUGAAGCAGUUCUUGGAUAUCCUUAUUGAUCAGACAAGUCAUCAUCCCGAUGAGCAGCUCAUUUCACAGAAGGAACAAGAUAAAGACAGUUGCAAACUUAUGUCUCAACUGUUUUAUGAACUUCCGAAACCUUUGAGAUAUGGAACCAGAUCUCAUACCAUCGUGCUGGUGAAUGGUGUUGGUCGUUGUACAUAUUUUGAAAGAAGUCGAAAACAGCUAACUCCAGUAUCUGAUAUUACUUGGGAUGAUACAACGCACUAUUUUGAUCUUGAUGACUUAUGA
Messenger RNA from Acanthocheilonema viteae, 870 nucleotides. The record is from the annotation of a GenBank genome assembly. NCBI's taxonomy places the organism in Eukaryota, Metazoa, Nematoda, Chromadorea, Rhabditida, Onchocercidae.